Messenger RNA from Anisakis simplex (herring worm), 252 nucleotides. The record is from the annotation of a GenBank genome assembly. Lineage: Eukaryota; Metazoa; Nematoda; Chromadorea; Rhabditida; Anisakidae.
ACAGUCGAUGGCUAUCAAGGUGGUUACGUUCCACCACAACGACUUCCGCCAAUUCGUCUUCAAUCAAACAAUACCGCAACACCGAUGCAGAAUACAGACACCGUUCCAAUUCAUAAUAAUAUUCAACAGGAUGAAUUAUUUGGCAUACGUAUUGCUGGUAUUAAGGGUGUACCUGUGAUCGAAAUACCCAAAAAUGAACAACGCCACCUACCUACACCAACGCAACUCUCUGAAGACUUGAAAUAUCCAUAA